Molecule: messenger RNA, 1519 nt
Organism: Diaporthe batatas
Lineage: Eukaryota; Fungi; Ascomycota; Sordariomycetes; Diaporthales; Diaporthaceae
Exons: 8
Coding region: 113-1519 (468 amino acids)
Molecular function (GO): RNA binding; RNA nuclease activity
Source: RefSeq, a predicted model, not a curated record
CCAACCUCAACCCGUCCCCCUUCCACCCUCACCACCACCUUGCACACCUCCUUGCAGCACAAAGAGUUGUACACUACUUACUGCUGAUCAACCCAAUCACCAAUUGCCCAUCAUGAGGUUCUUCCUCAUGGUCUGGGGCAUACUGCUUGCCCUCCUGGGCGUGGUCUCCGCCACUCCAGCCCCAACACCCGCGACGCCUGACCAGGCAACCCGUGUGAUCAUCGGCCCUCGUCGCCAUGGCUACUCCGACCUUCCUUCCAGCGUCCUUGUGUACAACGCCCGUGAGCCUGCCAAUGCGAUCCCUCAAUGGGUGACAGCGUCCGACCCCACCACUGGCGAGGACGCCAUCAUCUACAACCGAAACGAGAUCUACAACGCCCUCUGGCAAGGCUAUGAGACGUUGCAGCGCACCCGUGACACGGAGCCUGGAGAGCCGCUCGCCUUUGGAAAUGUUCUCUACCCCGCUGGCCUCAUUCCUGGGCUCUACUACCUGGAAGACACCCACUACGGACGAUAUGGCGAAUCGGUCGAGGUUGACUUGUACAUGUGGCCACUGCUGUGGACCAAUGGUUACACUGGACACAACCAGAACCCAGGUGAUGACCGUGUUGUAUUCAACGCGGACGGCGUCUACCUCGGAGUCAUCACCCGUCGCCCCACUGUUUUUUCUCUGACCAGCGGAGGAGGCUACAGGUGGUGCCCCCCGUCAAACGUCCGCGGCCAAUGGGUGGCCCAAUGGAUCGGCGGAACUCGAGGCUGGGACUACACUGGAGUCCCAGGAGACGGUGCUGAGCUGCAUUAUGUCGCACCCAACCGCUGGAACGUAGCCGACAGCCAGCGAAGCUGGUGGUGGCGUGCGAACCCAGGUGGCCACCCACCGACGGGGAGCCACGACAAGAUGUACAACUCGUCGGUCCCUGAGGACUACAACAACCCCCUCGACUUCCCGCCGGCUGACAACUCCACCGGCGUCUGGCAGACCUACGUGCCGCCGAGCAACACCACGGCCAACCUCACCCACGAGUUUGCGCCGUUUGACUGCCAGCUCGCUUUCGAACGCGGGGCUGGAGCCUACCAUCAGAGCUGCCAGACCCACUGGGAGCCCGGCUCGACGAGCAUGUUGGUCCGAAUCACGAUCUCGGGCACAGGCCAAUCCACCACCGACUGGUGCAGGAACAUCAUCUACAACAUGCACGACCAGUGCGGCGACAAGUUCAGCCUCGUCAACCACCAGUACGCAUGCGACUACCAGUACCCAGGGACCGCGACCUUCUCCAAGGUGACGGACCCCAAGGAUCCGGAGUACCUCAACUUCUACUUCGGCAUCGACAUGCACUUCUAUCUGGCGUGGCCGUGGGCCGCGGCCGACUCGGACCACAAGUGCAUGGCCGAGGCCGUCGAGAUGUCCAGCUGCCUGAGCGCCGGCGUCAAGUCGCGCAACGGCAAGUGGUGCCGCAGCCUGGACUGGAAGCCGGAUACCCCUGUCAUGGAGUGGUCGGAUGAUAUGGGCCCUGCCUAA